AUGCCAGGCAUCGGGCUGGACCUGGGCGCAGGCAAGUGCUGUGUUGCCAGCGUGCGCGCUGGAGCGGUGACGGUGUUGCCAAACGCUCACGGCGACAAGACCACUCCGAGUUUUGUUGCCUUCACCGACUCCCGCAGCCUCGUGGGCAGCGAUGCCAGGGACCAGGCGGCGCUCAACGCCACCAACACCGUCUACGGCAUCAAGACCGUCCUCGGCAGGAGCUUUAACAAGAAUCAUAUUCAUGACAAAUUUAUAAGGAAUUUCCUUCCUAAAUUUUCGAUGACCGAGAAAGGCUCACUCUUCGAGGUGGAGUACAGAAAUAAGAAGUUGACGUUACAUGCGGAAGAAAUUACUGCCUUACUAAUCGCCAAGAUGAAAUCAGUGGCAGAGGAUAAUUUAGAAAGUCUGGUCACGAACGCCGUCAUUUCCGUCCCUGUACAUUUCAGCAACUCGCAGCGACAAGCCACUCUCGAUGCGGCCCGCAUCACCGGCCUUAAGAAUGUCACGCUGAUCAACUCGACCACCGCCGCCGCCAUCGCUUACUGGGACCAGCACCCCAGCGAAAAGGAUUGCGUCGCUAUCGUCGAUAUUGGUGCCAGUUCACAAAGCCUUGCCAUAGUUUCCAUUGAGAAUGGGACUGUUAAAGUUCUUGAAGCUUAUGGAGGUUCAACGUGGGAGGCUCAACGCGUAUUCCUGCUGUAG
Molecule: messenger RNA, 702 nt
Organism: Hyalella azteca
Lineage: Eukaryota; Metazoa; Arthropoda; Malacostraca; Amphipoda; Hyalellidae
Product: putative heat shock 70 kDa protein 7
Exons: 3
Coding region: 1-702 (233 amino acids)
Biological process (GO): protein folding
Cellular component (GO): cytosol; nucleus
Molecular function (GO): ATP binding; ATP-dependent protein folding chaperone
Source: RefSeq, a predicted model, not a curated record